CGGUAGGGUUCCAUUUUUCUUCGUCGACGCGCAAGCAUUCUACACUAUCGGCGUUGUUAGCCUCGCGUGGUCGUUCUUGUGCAAAUACUGAAGAAGGUUCAAAUCCCAGGGGCUUGUCUGCUCCCAAAAUCCGCAACCAUGGCAGAUGAAACACAUGAUGAUAAGAAGGAGGAAGUUCCCGAAAUUGCCCCAUUUGAUCCUACUAAGAAGAAGAAAAAGAAGAAAACUACAAUUAUAGAUCCUGCCGACAAUUCAGUGGACAGCUUGGCUGAGAAGGCAGAAAACUUGUCUGUUUCAGAUGGGGUUGAGACUCCAUUUACUGGUUUGAAAAAGAAGAAGAAGAAACCAGUUGAAAUCAGUAACUUUACUGAUGAAGGUGGAGAUGCAGCUGAAGAUUUGGAUGAUCACUCUGGAGAGGAUGAAGGAGAAGGCAACUCCUUGGUCCCUUGUUAUCCUUGGGAUGGUAGCGACCGUGAUUAUCAAUAUGAGGAGCUUCUUGGAAGAGUGUUUAACAUUCUACGUGAGAAUAAUCCAGAACUGGCUGGGGAUCGUCGUAGAACAGUAAUUAGGCCUCCUCAAGUUCUUCGUGAGGGCACAAAGAAAACUGUUUUUGUGAAUUUUAUGGAUAUAUGCAAAACGAUGCAUCGACAGCCUGACCAUGUUAUGGCAUUUUUGCUUGCUGAACUGGGGACAAGUGGCUCACUAGAUGGACAGCAGAGAUUGGUUGUGAAGGGAAGAUUUGCACCAAAGAACUUUGAAGGAAUUUUGCGGCGAUAUAUCAAUGAAUAUGUCAUUUGCAUUGGAUGCAAGAGUCCAGACACAAUACUUUCAAAGGAGAACCGUCUGUUCUUUCUUAGAUGUGAGAAGUGUGGAUGUGGGAGAUCAGUUGCUCCCAUCAAGGCUGGUUUUGUUGCUCGUGUUGGCCGUAGGAGCGCGGGGGCAUGAUUCAGUCAUUUGUUUGCCAUUUUUAUACUAGACGGCUUGAAGAAAUGAAUCUUGUGUUACAGCUCGCUGAGUUUUGAGUAUUAUAAUUUGAUAACCGAAUCUUCAUUUUUCAUAUUCUCCUUAUGAUCGGUCGUUGUUUAGGAACUGUAUAUUGUUUCUUCUUUCUUUUUUUUUCCCGGCGUUAUCUUCCAGCUGAGCUUCUUAUUAUUCUUGUUUCUAGAUUUAUCAACUUUGCCUAGAAUAUGUAACCCGAAAGUUAUUGAAGACAGUGACAAUGGGAGCCAUGAUUUAGAGUCAGAUAA
Molecule: messenger RNA, 1247 nt
Organism: Neltuma alba
Lineage: Eukaryota; Viridiplantae; Streptophyta; Magnoliopsida; Fabales; Fabaceae
Product: eukaryotic translation initiation factor 2 subunit beta
Exons: 10
Coding region: 139-945 (268 amino acids)
Biological process (GO): formation of translation preinitiation complex; translational initiation
Cellular component (GO): eukaryotic translation initiation factor 2 complex
Molecular function (GO): translation initiation factor activity; translation initiation factor binding; mRNA binding
Source: RefSeq, a predicted model, not a curated record